CAGUGACAUCACAAACAAGACCCCUCAAGCCAGCAUAAAAAGACAAUAUCAGCGUAACCUUUGUAAAAGAUUACCAAGCAUUCUUUCCCCAGAAACAUAAUCUCCAACCUUAUCAAACUCGAUCAAAAUGUCAACUCAGCAAAGUGCCAAGACGCAAUAUGUCAAGGCACCUAACGGUGUCGCAUUUGCAUACCGCCAAAUCGGCAAUGCAUCCGGUAUCCCACUUUUACUUUUGACACACUUCCGAGGUACCAUGGAUAAGUGGGAUCCUCUCAUCGUAAACAGCCUCGCCAAGAACCGUCGUGUUAUCACAGUCGAUUAUGCCGGUGUUGGUCUCAGCACCGGUGAAGUAGCCACUUCAAUCCGACAAUCCGCCGCCGAUAUAACACAGUUCAUCGAACUCAUAGGAGGAACGGAAAUUGAUCUUCUGGGAUUUAGUAUUGGAGGCUACGUCGCUCAGAUGGUAGCCCUCAACGCAGAUCCAAGCAAGGUCAAAGUCCGCAAGUUGAUCCUGGCAGGAACAGGAACCAGCUACGGGCCUGAACUUGUUUAUUCUCAGAACAAAGACGUCGGUUCUGUUGCUGGGGUCAAGGAUGUUGACAUCAAUGUGUUCAAGACACUUUUCUUUCCUAAGAAUGCUGAGGGUGACGCUGCAGCUGAAGCUUGGUGGUCGAGAAUCCAUGAACGGAACGCAUCUACGAGUGGUGAGGAGGCAUCUCUUUGGCUGAGCAGUGGAUAUAGAGAUGGUGGAAAAGGACUUAUGGGACAAGUUACGCAGGGCCAUGAUUUUACAGAGAGUCGGGAGAAGAGCAAGGGAGAAGAUGGCGCUUAUGAUCGAUUACUUGAUCUCAAGACCCCAGUGUUGAUCGCAAAUGGAAGCAACGACUAUAUGAUCCCCACGCCCAACAGCUACCUUAUCUACAACAAGGUCCCCAACGGGCAGCUCAUUUUGUACCCCGAUAGCGGACACGGCUUUCUCUUCCAGUACGCUCCGACCUUCGUCAAACAUGUCGAGACUUUCCUCGAGGGCUAG
This is a messenger RNA of Fusarium redolens, 1033 nucleotides long. RefSeq names its product Alpha/Beta hydrolase protein. The record is from RefSeq and is a predicted model, not a curated record. The transcript has 2 exons. Bases 128 to 1033 code for a protein of 301 amino acids. Lineage: Eukaryota; Fungi; Ascomycota; Sordariomycetes; Hypocreales; Nectriaceae.